Ostertagia ostertagi is the source of this 444-nucleotide messenger RNA. Lineage: Eukaryota; Metazoa; Nematoda; Chromadorea; Rhabditida; Trichostrongylidae. The record is from the annotation of a GenBank genome assembly.
AUGAAUUCGCCGAGUCGGCGUGAUUCUGAUAAUGAGUACAUGAUUGGAGAGUCGUUGUGGCGUCCGGCCGUAGCCGGUUCCAUAACCAGCCGUGUAGGAGGAUGGAGUCCUGCGCGAGAACCUGAAAUAUGGGGUUCGGCCCGAGGUCAGCACCGACCGACCGCUGUGUGCCGGUGUUUACGACUUGACAGUGAUGGCGCCGCCGCCACCACUGAUAUCGUCAUUAAGAGACCUCCAAAAAAAGCCGUUACCACCAUUCUGUUUGGCAACGCAUGGAGUACGUACCGAUGCGCAAGACAUUCCCUACCAGCGAUAAUUGUCGGUGUCAAGAAGGCUGGCACUCGAGCGCUGCUUGAGUUCCUUCGACUGAAUCCGAAUAUUCGAGCACCUGGACCAGAAGUGCAUUUUUUCGACAAGAACUACCACAAAGGACUGGAUUGGUAU